Molecule: messenger RNA, 4903 nt
Organism: Patella vulgata (common limpet)
Lineage: Eukaryota; Metazoa; Mollusca; Gastropoda; Patellidae
Product: cAMP-specific 3',5'-cyclic phosphodiesterase 4D
Exons: 12
Coding region: 58-1932 (624 amino acids)
Biological process (GO): signal transduction
Cellular component (GO): nucleus; perinuclear region of cytoplasm; cytosol
Molecular function (GO): 3',5'-cyclic-AMP phosphodiesterase activity
Source: RefSeq, a predicted model, not a curated record
UUUUAAAAAAAUUUUUUUUUUAAUUUUGUUGUAAUAGAAUAAAAAAAAAAAUUUGAAAUGAUGACUGCUACAUUUAGCGAUCCUGCGAUCCAUCGUGUGAUGAGCACCAGUGCUCUUCGCAUUCCUCGACAGCGAUAUUCAUUUUGGACAAGACAUGCGGAGGAUAUGAUAGUGACCCCGUUUGCCCAGAUUUUAGCAUCAUUACGCAGUGUUCGUAAUAAUUACAUCAACUUAACCAACGUGACAAACAGCAAAGAAAGAACUCGUAGAGGUUCAGGUCAGCAUGCCAGCCAUGUUCCAGCACCACAACCACAGUCUCCACAGCGUCAAAAUAUGCAGAAUCUCUCCCCUGGAGGAAACAAAACAUCAGAAGAACUUAAUUACCAUAAACUAGCGAUGGAAACUCUUGAAGAACUUGAUUGGUGCUUGGAUCAGCUUGAGACGAUACAAACACACCGGUCUGUUAGUGAUAUGGCAUCUAGUAAGUUUAAACGGAUGUUAAACAGAGAAUUGAGUCAUUUUGCAGAAUCGAGUAAAUCAGGAAAUCAGAUAGCAGAGUAUAUAUGCAGUACAUAUCUAGAUAAGCAACAGGAAUUGGAUCUACCAACAUUAAAGGUUGACCCAGUUCAUCAAGUGGCAGAGACUGUAGAACCAAAUCGACCUAUGUCCCAGAUCUCCGGUGUAAGGAAGCUUAAACACGCCAACAGUUUUACCGGUAUCGUUCCACGAUAUGGAGUAGAAACUCCACAUCCACAGGAAUUAGCAAAGUAUUUAGGUGAGAUAGAUAAAUGGGGAGUUGACAUGUUUAAAAUAGCAACAUACUCGAAUAACAAACCCCUUACAGCUGUUGUCUACACCAUAUUUCAGGACAGAGAUUUAAUGAAAACGUUUAAAAUCCCUGCACCGACAUUAGUAACGUACUUGCUGCAUCUCGAGGAACAUUAUCAUAAUGAUGUGCCAUACCAUAAUUCCAUCCACGCAGCAGACGUCACUCAAUCGACACAUGUUCUACUCUCUGUACCAGCUUUAGAGAAUGUAUUCACAGAUUUAGAAACGUUAGCGGCAAUCUUUGCGUCUGCAAUUCACGAUGUUGAUCAUCCAGGUUUAACAAACCAGUACCUUGUGGCAUCAGGUUCAGAAUUAGCGUUGAUGUAUAACGACGAAUCUGUUUUAGAGAAUCAUCAUUUGGCUGUAGCGUUUAAACUUCUACAAGAAGAAAACUGUGACAUUAUCGCUAACUUGGGUAAAAAACAACGCCAGACGUUUCGUAAAAUGGUGAUUGACAUGGUUCUAGCUACAGACAUGUCUAAACAUAUGACGUUACUGGCUGAUCUUAAAACUAUGGUGGAAACGAAGAAAGUGGCUGGAUCUGGUGUUUUAUUGCUCGACAACUACACAGAUAGAAUCCAGGUUUUACAGAAUAUGGUUCACUGUUCAGAUCUGAGCAAUCCCACAAAACCUUUAGAAUUAUAUAAAAUGUGGACAGAUAGAAUAAUGAACGAGUUUUUUGAACAAGGUGAUGCUGAACGAAGGCGUGGUUUAGAUAUCAGUCCGAUGUGUGAUAGACAAACAGCAACCAUUGAAAAAUCUCAGGUUGGAUUUAUAGAUUAUAUUGUUCAUCCGCUAUGGGAAACGUGGGCCGAUCUUGUAUAUCCAGACGCUCAAGAUAUCUUGGACACCUUAGAAGAUAAUCGUGAUUGGUUCCAGAGUAUGAUCCCCAUCAGUCCUUCGUCAAGUUUCUGCACUAAGAGAGGCGACGACGGAGAGGAUGGUGACGAGAAGGAGGAGGAAACAAAGUUUCAGUUCCCCAUGGAUGACGAGGAUAAAGGGAAGGGGGAUUCUAGUAAUAAAGACACAUUAGUGAUUCGAGUCACCGAUAGUCACAAGGACUCGAAAGGCUCAAAGGAUAACAGACAUUUGGACAAGAAAUGAAGCAUGUGAUAGCUCUCCUAACUCUUUGUUUUAGGGAGUCUCUUAGAGAGGUCAUUUGUAUGGUCACCAUAGUAACGUCAUCUUAAAGAGCAUGCUCUAAUUUACAGAGUGGUUUUGUUAUAUAUCAUGAACCGCUGGCUCCAUCUCAGGGAGUGUUAAUUCUAGUGGAAUGCCAUGGUGGUGUUUUUUUCUUACCUAAAACUUGUGUCAGGUAGAAAAAUGGCGAACACGUUUUAUGAAUUUUUACAAACUUAUACUCAAUAAGGAGAAGGUAACUCUUAAACUGAUAAACUGUCGAGUGUCAUCAAUGCGACUAUGAGUACCUAUAGUGAAGUGAUAAACUGAUGCAUUGUGCUGUGGAAUAGAAAAGAACUGUUUUAUUAAAGUGCAUAUAUAUAUAUAUAUAUUAUAUGACGUUACGGUUGCUUUGAUAGUAUUUGAACAAUUAUCUGCCAACUGACUCAUUUGAAUGUGUGCUCCCUAAAUAAUGAACGAUGGCCAUUUUGUGUAUUUGAACAGAUUUGAGCUGAUUUGAUUGGUCAGGUGAUCAGUAUGGACUCUUUGGACUGACCAAUCGUAUUUGUCUCGGCUUAAUUAAUUUAUCUGUGGUUAUUUAUACGAUGUUUUUACGUUUCAACUAAACUGUGAUACAUAGUGUUUAAAUUCCCCCAGUUUGUUGAAAUAAUUAAUAAUAAUUAAUAAUUAAUUAAUAAUUAAUGAUUGUGAAUUAAUCGAUGACUUGAUUGAAUGAAUAACAUAGAUUAGACGAUUCUUCAUUAAUUAACACGGAUCUUUCGAAAUGGACUCUUAAAAAAAUUACUUUUUAAGUUAAUAUUGUUUGUUUGUUGUUACUAGUGUUGUUACGGAAUUUGUUAACUUUUAACCAAGAAAAAAUAUUCGUUUGUGUUUUUCAUUCCAUUCUAUGUGUUGAAUAAAUGCGCGUGUAAAUGUGAGCGUGUGUGUGUGUGUGGAUGGAAGUGAAGCGUGAUUCAGGGAUGUGUGAGAUUAUUAUUAGCAUCUUGUUUGUUUGUUUAUUUAUAUUUAUUUCAUCAAAGCAUGACCUAACUAACUCACAUUAAUUUAACAAAUUGUUUAAAAGCAAGGGUUUCAAAUUACGUCGUUGUAUCUCUACUUCAAUGAGUCGUCAGAAAACGUAAAAUUAAUUCUUAUUUAUAGAACUCUGACAGGAUUGUUCUGUUUUAUUUAUUUCAUCCAAAGUUAACAAAAUUUGUUGUGACUUGUUUAUCUCCCCCCAACCCAACCACCCCCGACCCCGACACACCCUCUGCCCCUAAAUCCUUACAAUCUCCCCAUCGUUAUCCCCUUCUUUCCAGACCCUUGUUUUGUACUUAACUGUGAUAUAAACUGACUUUGUUAUUUAAGUUUAAAAUAAAUCGUGACAAAAACAAGGAAGAAUUUUGGGUGACUGUCUGAUUAAAAUAUCAUUGAAAGACAGACAUAAGAUACUGUUUAAAAAAGUAAAAAGGGAUAAAAACAGGAGUUCCGUUAAGUAUCUGAUCAGACUAUCAGUGCUGGCGUUAAAUCCUUGAGGACAUUAUAACAAGUCAAAACACCCUUUUGUAUAAUGAAUAAUAGAUGUUUUCGAUCUUCUAUUGGCAAAUCAUUCAAUAUUAUUUACAACCCUGGUAUUUUGACUUGACCUUGGUUUUUAUUUUUAUCAAUGGGAAGUCAAGAGAAAAUUUCUUUACGAAAUAAGCCUAUCCCUCGAGUCAGGAUAUUCAAAUUUAUACAUAAGUUUAUUAUCAAAUUUCAUUUACCAGAUUUUUGGGUUGUUACAAACACUCUAAGAGAAGUUGAAUAGGGACAUUUUUGUUCCGGCUUUCAAAUUCGUAGAAAUUAUUUUACCCAUGUAAAUGAGGUUUUAAUUGGUCACCCAUGUCAUACCAUUUAGUUCUUUCAAAUUUUCUGUAAUCUGAUUCAUCCUAGUUGAUUUAUAUCCUUGAGUUAACUUGCUCACAUAAUAAAAAAACACCGAAAUUUAUUUAUAAACGUAAUGAAAUGAAUUAUCUGGAUUGAAUUCAACAGGAUAUCCAGACUUAGCUCAUACAUAUUCCUUGAAAAGAUUUGAUCCAGGAUACACCUUCAACUACCAGACGUAUUCUCUGAAAUUUUUGAUUCGGUUAAUGCAUUUUAAUUUUAGCUGAUUUAAGGCUGAUCACCUGCAUACAUGAAUGAAAGAAUUUGACUAUAUUUAACUACCGGUAUAUAUGCAUAUUUAAACCAUAGAAAUCUUGUGAAAAAUAAACCUGAAUGAUUGUAACGAAAACUCAAACAUAUCAUUUUGUUAUUAUAAUAAAUUAUUUGUUUCUUCCCCUUGUUGUCGUGGUCAUCCAUGUCACUGGUUGUUUUCUUUUUUUUACUAAAAAUUGUCAGACCCUCUCUGACAUAUUUAUUUCUAUCUCUAGAUCUGGUCCGUUAUUUAUUCUAAUUACUAACGUCUCUUUUUAUAUAAAAAUAAAAAUUGUUGUUUUUGAAAAUGCUGUUACGUGUAAAUUCAGAAAGCAAGACUAUCUUUCAAGUCAAUGAUCGUCAUUCGUAUUUUUUCGGAGAAUAUCAAAUUUUUAUUUCCUGAUCAACUCCAAAAUCUAUUCAAAUUGAUUAUUUGAGUAUGAAAACAAAAACAAGUUAAUAAUUCAUCUUAUGGUUGUAAAUUCUGAAUCAUAUUUGACUUGUACACCUUUAAGAGAUUCAAUUUUUACAAUAUUGUAGUUUGCAUGGGAUAAAUAAAAAGUCCCUCGAAUGACGAUCAGGACUGAAAUUGAAUGUUUUAUUAUAAAUUAACGACAUUACUGACUGAUGAUGAUAUAAAAGGAAUAAUUAGUUUGUUAUUUAAAGAUGUUUAUUUCACAUAGUUGUCAACCCAUUUCUAAUAAACCUUUUUAAAAAACUGGAUUUUUUUUAGAAAAACCAGUCAUUUAACCAAGUGGAGAAUAAAAUUCUUACAAAUCCA